Molecule: messenger RNA, 2737 nt
Organism: Marmota monax (woodchuck)
Lineage: Eukaryota; Metazoa; Chordata; Mammalia; Rodentia; Sciuridae
Gene: Atg4c
Product: autophagy related 4C cysteine peptidase
Exons: 14
Coding region: 342-1763 (473 amino acids)
Molecular function (GO): protein-phosphatidylethanolamide deconjugating activity
Source: RefSeq, a predicted model, not a curated record
CUUACUACGGUGGCCGCGUGGCCGCGGAGCUGAGGCUGCGGCGUCGAGUUUGGAACGUCUGCGUGCAGCUGCUUUUGUGGCGGCCGUUGCUAGAGGUGGAGAGUUUCCUGGGUUGGUGGCUCCUGCACAUUUGUACAGUUCUCGGGUCCUUCUCUUUCGGAAGAACUUGGAUUUCAAUAAUAUCAAUAUUGGUUAUGGUGAUGACUGUAUGCAGCCUGUGAACAUGGAACAUGCAACACAGCACAGGUCCAGGUUGUUUGCUACAAGUCAAGUGUGAUGUCAGAAGAUUAAACUGUACAGAAGAAUGCAACCAAGUAAUGGCUUUUUCUUAGAAUUUGAAUAUGGAGGCCACGGGAACAGAUGAAGUUGACAAGCUAAAAACUAAAUUUAUAUCAGCAUGGAACAACAUGAAAUAUAGUUGGGUUUUGAAAACAAAGACAUAUUUUAGUAGAAAUUCUCCAGUUUUAUUGCUUGGAAAAUGUUACCAUUUUAAAUAUGAAGAUGAAAAUAAAGUGUUACCUUCAAAAUCAGCAUGUACAAUAGAAGAUCGCAUAAUUGCAGGAAAUGUAGAAGAAUUUCGGAAAGAUUUCAUUUCUAGAAUAUGGCUGACCUACAGGGAAGAAUUUCCUCAAAUAGAAGGCUCAUCUUUGACAACAGAUUGUGGUUGGGGAUGUACGUUGAGAACUGGCCAGAUGCUACUGGCUCAAGGACUCAUACUACAUUUUCUUGGUAGAGCUUGGACCUGGCCUGAUGCAUUGAAUAUUGAAAAUUCAGAGUCUGAAUCAUGGACUUCCCACACUGUAAAAAAAAUUACAUCAUCAUUUGAAACAUCGCUUUCAGGGGAAAGAGAACCUGAAACUCCAACAAUUUCUCUGAAGAAAACAAUUGGGAAAUGUCCUAAUGAUCAGGAGAUGCAAAAUGAAAUUUUUCACAGGAAAAUCAUCUCUUGGUUUGGUGAUUCCCCAUUGGCUGUCUUUGGCUUACAUCAGUUAAUAGAGUAUGGAAAGAAGUCUGGGAAAAGUGCUGGAGAUUGGUAUGGGCCAGGUGUUGUUGCUCACAUUUUAAGAAAAGCAGUCGAAGAAGCAAGACACCCUGACUUACAAGGAAUAACUAUUUAUGUUGCACAAGAUUGUACAGUUUACAAUUCUGAUGUAAUUGAUAAACAGAGUGCUUCCAUGACCUCUGAUAAUGCAGAUGACAAAGCUGUUAUUAUUUUAGUUCCUGUUAGACUUGGUGGAGAAAGAACCAACACCGACUACCUAGAGUUUGUGAAGGGUGUUCUGAGCCUUGAAUAUUGUGUGGGUAUUAUUGGUGGCAAACCUAAACAGUCAUAUUACUUUGCUGGAUUUCAAGAUGACAGUUUGAUUUACAUGGAUCCUCAUUACUGCCAAUCUUUUGUAGAUGUCAGCAUAAAGGAUUUUCCUCUUGAGACAUUCCACUGCCCUUCUCCCAAAAAGAUGUCGUUUCGAAAAAUGGAUCCUAGCUGUACAAUAGGAUUUUACUGUCGAAAUGUUAAGGACUUCGAACGAGCUUCUGAAGAAAUAACUAAGAUGAUGGAUGGCUCAAGGGGAAUAAAGAAGAAUAUUGAUUACAAGAUGCUGAAGAUUUCUUCUAAGGAGAAAUAUCCCUUAUUUACUUUUGUAAAUGGUCAUUCCAGAGACUUUGACAUUACGUCUACUACAACCAAUGAAGAAGACCUUUUCUUAGAGGAUGAGAAGAAAAGAUUAAAAAGAGUCAGUACAGAAGAGUUUGUCCUCCUAUAAAGAAGAGAAUAUUUGUGCCCUUUGAAAAGAACACUGAAAGGGGAAGAUGAAGAGGAACAAGUACAUUUGGAAGUGUUUGUUUUCACAGAUAUCUUAAUUUUAUAUGUUCUUUAAAAAUGAAACAUUUGAAAAUAUAUAAAGAUAUUUUUCUGAAAGAGAAAUGAUUUAAUGAAUAUUGCUUUCUAAUAUAUAUUAAGCAAUUCUGGUUGCAUUCCUAUUUCUGUAAAUCUCUAGUGAAACACUACUUUCACUGUAAGCCUUUUCUUCAUUCUUGCAUCUGAGCCCAUUGUUCUCCUGAAAAUUUUAUGGCAUAGACCCCUUCAAAGACUGGAUACCCUAGAUAGCUUCAAAAAAACUCAGUUUGUAUUAACAAUCAGAAGACCAGAGAAUGAAUUUUAGUGCUACCUAAGCCUCCUGCUAUUAGUGCAACCAGAGGCUACAUUUGGAUAUAUAUUAAUAAUUAGAUAGUAUUUGCUACCUAUGAUGUACAUAUAAUUUUAAAUAAGCAGAAUUCUGAGUUAAGGUAAUACCAAGCAAUAUGAUUUUAUAAUGGUUACUUGUUUGUGCUUGCUUUUUAGUCUUUUAUGAGUAGUAAAUAUAAACAAUUGAUUUUUCCCAUGAAUUUAAAGGUUAUGUUAUUAAUAAAACUGCAUCCAUUCAAAUCAGAUAAAGGAAAUUAUAAAAUAGCAAUAGUGCUUGCUUCCUAUCUCAAGAAUGAAAUUUUAUGAGAAUUCAACUUAAUAUGCAGUUUUUAAAUCUAAGAUAAGUACCAUAAAUAUAUCAAUAGAUCCUCCUCUGGUUUUGCUGUUUAUGUACAGCAGUAUAUUAGUGUUUAGAAGCCAAGGCCAUUUUCAAGGUAAAUCUGCCUUAAGUGCAUUAUAUGUUACUUAAAGGUAAAUUUGUGAUAUAAAAAUCCAAGACUUGUUCUUGAGCCAGGAUUAUAAACUAAAUAAUAAAGAUGUGAGAACAUAAAA